Molecule: messenger RNA, 1521 nt
Organism: Penicillium angulare
Lineage: Eukaryota; Fungi; Ascomycota; Eurotiomycetes; Eurotiales; Aspergillaceae
Exons: 1
Coding region: 1-1521 (506 amino acids)
Source: RefSeq, a predicted model, not a curated record
AUGGAGACUUUCACUCACGUCAAUCUCCGCAUAAACAAAAUCAAAGACCAGGAGCUCGUGCAGGCUCUCAAUGGACAAAAAGUACCUAAAGCUCUUGGCCAGGAGAACACCAGAAGAUGCGUGAUCCGAGGCAUAAGAUACCAUCCGGGCUUUGGCACUGAGCUCCGAGGUCUGCUCCCAGGUUUUACGCGCGCCCUGAACGCCCGUGAGAUUAUGAGCAAUCAAAUUCCUGAGAUGGAUCCUAAGUGCCCCGAGGAGUUUCCUUACUGUAUUUGGCACCCGGAAACCGCAUCAGAGGCAACUUACCGUGAGCUAGCUCAGCGCUAUCCCCAGCUCAAGUACCUGGUGGGGCGUGCAUGCGCAGUCGCCGGCUAUCCGGCUCUUUUUCAGGAGCUGGGCUUGCUGCCCGAGUGUCAUAUUGCUGAAGAGGCGCGGGAGAGCGGACACAAUGCCAUAUAUGAUUCCAUUAUGGAGUGCCGGGUCAAGUACAAUGCCAUGAAUGAUUAUACGAGAGAGACUUUUACUCCCACUGAAGGGCGCCUCAAUGGUGAUACUGUCGUCCAGAAGUACCUUGACAUUCGGUUUACGUACAAAUGGGGCACCUACAAUGAUUAUCCCGGAAUUCAUUGGGCUAUGAAUCAAAACAGCUUCGAUAUUACCGAAGAUCUAAGGCUUUGUGACGCGGACCACGAUCCCGGCAAGCCCCCCUUCGAGAUCAAAGACGAGGAGGUUCUUCCAUUACUCUAUAGCCCACUCCCCACUGAUCUACCGACUCUCAACAAAGACCUUCUCAUUUUGACCGCGGCUUACUACGGUGAUAUUGAUCGAUAUGCACGUCUUAUGCGCCAGGUGUCGUCUAGUUCGAGCGAAGGCACAUGCUUGGUAAGGGGUAUCUAUAACAAUACCAUUUUCGCCAAGUGGUGCUCGAUUCAAACAGAACAGCGAUUCCAAUCCUACCAGAUCCAAGCUGCUAUUAGCGCUCGAUUCAUAAUGAAUGGCGAUAUAUCACGCAUAACACCUGAUACCCCUGAGACAAACCUGCCUUACUGUAUUUGGUACCCAUCAAUUCCUGAAAGAUCUGUUCUCAAAGCGCUAUUCCACCGGCAGCCAAAGAUGAAGCUUUCCAUCGCCCGAGCAUGCAUUAUGGCUGACUACCGGGAGAUAUAUGACCUGCUUGACGUGAACCCCGAUACAACGCUCAUGGAAGUGGCUCGAGACAGCCGAAAUCCACAUUACACUCAGGAUAUGGAAGCCAAAGUUCCUUCGCGGGGUUGCAAGGACUUGGAGAGCAAAUACAAGUAUCAGGUGUCGCCGCGUGCAGCGAUGUUUGAACAUACAGCCAGUUAUUUGCAAGUCAAUGUAGCCGACAGGCCUCCAAAUUCAGACUGGGAUGGGAUAACGUACGAUGGACAUGUGGUGAAUUUCGGUGUGCUCAAUUUGAGUCUAUCUGCCUCGGAAUCCAUGAAGGAAAACAUACCGCACCAUGGAGCGCUUGACCUGGAACAAUAUUAUGCGCAAUAG